Molecule: messenger RNA, 4380 nt
Organism: Vombatus ursinus (common wombat)
Lineage: Eukaryota; Metazoa; Chordata; Mammalia; Diprotodontia; Vombatidae
Gene: IGLON5
Product: IgLON family member 5
Exons: 8
Coding region: 2254-3231 (325 amino acids)
Biological process (GO): cell-cell adhesion
Cellular component (GO): neuron projection; cell-cell junction
Molecular function (GO): cell adhesion molecule binding
Source: RefSeq, a predicted model, not a curated record
UCUCCCUCUUACUAAGUUUCCUUCAUGUUUUCUCUAUCUGUUUUUCUGUUUCUCUCUGAGUGUUCGUAUUUCUGCACUUGUUUCCCUCAGCAUCUUUCCCUCCUCUGCCCAUCACUUCCAAUUCUAAGACCCUCCCUAUGUAUUUUCCUCCUCAAUAUCCAUCUCUUUUUCAGCUCUUUUUCUAUCUCAUCUCUGAGUCUCUGAAUCUUUCUCUUUUUGUUAUUCUGUCUGUAUCUGGGUCUCUUGUUAAAAUUCUGUUUCAGUAUUUUUCCAUGUCUGUCUCCUGAUCUGCUUCCCCUAUUUCUCUUGGUCUCUACUCUGGCUUCCCUACUGUUUAGUCCAUUAACCAGGAUAAUGAAAAUCUCUUAGCAAAUGGACUGGAAAUCAUUGACCUAGGUUUCAGUCCCAGCUCUCUCACUAAUUCCGUAUGACCUUGGGAAAGUCAUUUCCCUUCUUUAAGUCUGUUUUCCAACUGUCUAAUGAGAGGGUUAGACUAGGUGGUUUCUGAUAUCCCUCUCAGUACUGACAUUCUUUGUUCUAGGUUUUCAAGUUCAUUCAGCUCUGACAUUCUGCAUUCUAUGUUCUGAGAUCCCAUUUGCCCUUAACAUCCUCUGUUUUAUGCUCUAAAGUUACUUCUGAGUCUGAUGUUCUAUAUUCUUUCCCUUCCAGGAGAAAGAAUAUAUCACUUUCUGUUCUGAGUUCUCAAGGUGCUUUCACCUUCAAUAUUCUAUAACUAAGAAAUUUCCUAGUUCUGAUAUUUUGUUUUAAGUUUCCUCUCAGCUCUGACAACUUCCAUCCUGUUUUCUUACUUCAGUCCUAAUCUAAUGUUCUCUAUUCUAGGUUCAAAAGUUCCUUCCAACUCUGGCAAUCUUCAUUCUGUUUCCUUAGAUCAAUUCUACUCUAACAUUCUCUGUUCUAGACAUCCUCCAUCCUGUUUCCUUAGAUCAAUUCUAUCAUAACAUCCUCUGUUCUAAUUUCAAAAUUUCCUUCUGACUCUGACAUUCUUCAUUCAUAAAGUCUGUUCCAACUUUGACAUUCUCAGGUUCCUUCCAACUCUAACCUUUCAAUGUUAUAAAGAACUUUUAAUGUUUUAACACCUCUUCUAGCUCUGACAUUUCACAUUUUAAAGUCACUCAAAGUUCUGACAUUCUAUGUGUGGUGAUCACCUCCUUCUUUCAUACUCUCUAUUCUAGAUUCUAAAGUGUCUUUCAACUCUAACCUUCUCCAUUCAGAAAGUCCUUUUCUACUCUGACAUUCUCUGUUCUAAGUUCUGGGGACCCUCCCAACUCUGAUGUUUUACCCUAAGGUCCCUGUCAGCUCUGACAUUCUCUGUUCUAAGUUCUGGGGACCAUCCCAGAUCUGAUGUUUUACCCUAAGGUCCCUCUCAGCUCUGAUAUUCUCUGUUCUAAGUUCUGGGGACCAUCCCAGAUCUAAUGUUCUAUGCUAAGGUCCCUCUCAGCUCUGACACUCUGGUUUAGGCUGAUUCCUCCUUUCACAGUGUUCUUGAAGAAGGCGUGGAGGACAGGGCAUUGAGUUGCCACUGGGGUGAGGGCCAACUCAGACACUUUAUGUUCUGUAUUUUAAGAACCUUUCCAGCCCUGAUGGAGAUGUUCUCAGUUUCAAUGGCUUUUGUGGCUCUGCCUGUGGGAUUCUCAGACCCUUCCUGCUCCUUCCCCACAUCCUGAGCUCCUAUUCAGGCAAUGGCUGCCCCAGCAGCAAGAAGCCCCUUCUGCUCCCACCCCUUCCACCUCCUCUAGCGGAACUCACCUUUCCCUGGGGAGAGCAGAGCCAGGGCUGAGGUCUGAAAACAGACGACCUUAGAAUAGCAGACGACCUGCCUCCUGUCUCUUGGCAGACACCACUGAGGUGAGAAGGUUUUGUGCCGGAUUGUUCACUUGCCUGUUUGGGGACCUCAGGAAGCAAUGAAAGGACUGAGCUUCCUUCCGAAGAUGCUUGGCUGGAGGAGACAUCUGGGCUGCUGGGGCCGUAGGAGUCAGCCCCAUAGCAUCCGCUUGAAGCAAGUGAUGCUUGUACUUGAUGAAGAGAGAGAAAUGGGCCCCACCUAAACAAGUCUCAGGUUCACAUUGAGAUGGUAGAUAACUUCCGAAACUGGCACCCUGAAUGAUCAUCUUCCCCACUCAGGAUAAAAACUCCAGUAUGUCAUUCCCUUUCUCCCAUGGAAUAAACUGCAUCACCUAUCUCCUGUAGAAUAAUGUCCAUCCUCUUGCCAUAAUUCCAGCCAGUAAUUAAUCCAUGAGUCUGGCUCUGAGGAGUCUGCACAGCAGGGUCCCUGUAGGGUUGCUGUCCCAGAGCCUGGAGUUCAGCUCUCUGGCAGACAACUACACAGUUUGCGAGGGAGACAACGCCACACUCAGCUGCUCCAUCGAUGAGCACGUGACCCGCGUGGCCUGGCUGAACCGCUCCAACAUCCUGUACGCCGGCAAUGACCGCUGGACCAGCGACCCGCGGGUGCGGCUGCUCACCAACUCUCCCGCAGAGUUCUCCAUCCUCAUCACCCGCGUGGGCCUGGGCGACGAGGGCCUCUACACCUGCUCCUUCCAGACCCGGCAGCAGCCGCACACGGCCCAGGUCUACCUCAUCGUGCACGUCCCUGCCCGAAUCGUGAACAUCUCCUCUGCUGUGACAGUGAAUGAGGGUGGGAACGUGAACCUGCUCUGCCUGGCUGUGGGCAGGCCAGAGCCCACAGUCACUUGGAGACAGCUCCGAGACGGCUUCACAUCGGAGGGUGAGAUCCUGGAAAUCUCGGACAUCAGGCGAAGUCAGGCCGGGGACUACGAGUGCGUGACCCACAAUGGCGUGGCGUCGGCCCCCGACAGCCGCCGCGUGCCCGUCACUGUCAACUACCCUCCGACCAUCACCGAUGUGACGAGCGCGCGGACAGCAGUGGGGCGCACUGCGCUGCUCCGCUGUGAGGCUAUGGCCGUGCCCCCCGCAGACUUCCAGUGGUUCAAAGACGACAAACAGCUAGGGGGCGGCGCGGCUGAGGGCCUGAAGGUGCAGACUGAGAGGACCCGCUCCAUGCUGCUAUUCGCCAACGUGAGCGGCCGCCACUAUGGGAACUACACGUGCCGAGCGGCUAACAGGCUUGGGGCUGCCAGCGCCUCCAUGCGCCUUCUGCGCCCAGGCUCCCUGGAGAAUGCAGCCUCACGGCCCCCUGGGCCCCUAGCCCUGCUCUCUGCCCUGGGCUGGCUGUGGUGGGGAGGCAUGUAGGAGCCAAGGCUGACGGAGAGCGAGCCCUAGCAAGGGAGUGAACCAGCAGCCUGGAGAGAGAGCCAGUGAGGAAGGCCCAGAGUCCCGGGCAGAGGAGGAGGAAGAGGAGAGAUCCUUAGAGAACCCAUCACUGUGAGGGAUAAACGCAAAAUUAUGCAUCGUUUCUACAGCCAUUGUCACCCGUUCAUGUGUCUGACUGUACCCCAGUUGCCCCUGACCCCCUCAGCCCUGGCCUCGACCCACUCUGGGUACCCCCGUUACCCCUGCCAGCCACAGGCUGCUUCUCACCUCUGCAUGCCAGCUUUAGGUGGUUGCACUGGCUGCAGGGGUCCCUGGCCCCCACCACCAGGCUUAGCUUUAGCUUUCUCACCUGUUGGGAGUGGCCCCAUCCCCUUGUGUGUCGGAUUUUGACCCCAGUGAAGGGGAAAGUUGGAGGAGGCGCUGUGUCAUCUCUGGGCCUCUCCCAACAACCAAGGCUGCCUGUCACAUUUCUGGGUGUCCCCCUGCCCUCCCCCACCCCACUUUCUGGCCUCCCCCCAGGCCGACUGGUGCUUCCAUCCUACUGUCAGGCUGGUAGCUGUGGCCUCCCCCGCUUCAGCUGUCUGCCUCAGUGCUAUGUCCCCACCCCUCUGCCACCCUUAGCUGCUUGCCUGUGUCCCUGGCCCUGUCUACUGGCUGCCGGCUGUAGCUCUCGCCACUCCAGUCUUGGCUUGAAGCCCAGUCAGCCGACUGUACCUCACCCACACGUACCUGCGCCCACCAGCGACUGUGAUCAGCAAUAGUCCCCGCUCCCCCGACCCCCAGCUCUAAUUACCUUCUGUUCUGGGUUUGGCUCCCUGGGCCCAACCAUAGUUUCUACCCCAGAGGUGGUGGUUUUGCAAAGGGACAGAGAGGAUCUAACAGAAGGCCUGCUGCUAUCUAGUCCCACUAGAGACCCCCAAACCCACCACUCAGGCAGAGGGAGGGUGAGUCCUGGGCCCAGUCCUGGAGAUACUUGUUAACACUCUCCACUACAUCAACACUUUCUCAAUGUCCAUACCGCUCAGAGCUGGCCAGGGCUAAGGAGGGGCUGGGGAAUGGGCUGGAUCAGGGAGGGACAGGGACGGUACCUCAGAGGGGGGCAUGGGCCCCAUCCACAUCGUCUUCCAU